Molecule: messenger RNA, 2199 nt
Organism: Nymphalis io (European peacock)
Lineage: Eukaryota; Metazoa; Arthropoda; Insecta; Lepidoptera; Nymphalidae
Product: carboxypeptidase A4-like
Exons: 10
Coding region: 1-2199 (732 amino acids)
Biological process (GO): proteolysis
Molecular function (GO): zinc ion binding; metallocarboxypeptidase activity
Source: RefSeq, a predicted model, not a curated record
AUGGCGCGUCGCCUGGCGCUGCUUGCGCUGCUGGCGUGCGCGGCGGUCGCGAACCGCCGGCAUUUACGAUCUACCGAUACCUCGGAUUCACAAUCUUACGACAUUGUGCUAUGGGACGAUUAUGAUGAAUCUAUUGAAAAAUCUCUUCCAACACAUGUCACCUUCAAACCCAAAACUAAAGUGAUAGUCCGGAAUAAAGCUCCCAAAUUAAAUGUGACUAAAAAAAAGACUAAAAGUGAUGAGAAGAUUCAAGUAAUUAAAACUACAAUAAAUAUUUCAAGUCAAACAAACUUUAUUGUGACAAAACCACCUCAAAUCGUGGAGGCGGUAUCUAGUUCAAUAACGCGUCUUCCUUAUAAGACGUUUACAAAUGUAAAUAAACUUUGGAUAGAUAGUGCGAGCCAAACGUUGAGACCCAGCACAAAACUGCCGAUAAAGCCGCGGCCGACCUCGACUCGACGCCCGCCUAAGACUGUGCGCCCUCGGAUUACGACAACGACGAAGGAACCACGCACAAGCACGACACGACGUCCGAGUACUCGACGGAAAUUAAAAACAAAAGUGACUUGUCCACCGAAAAAUCCUAAUUGGAUAUCGACAUAUAUUAAAGAUAAUACUUUAAAAAAAACUCCGAAAAAUGAAGUGAAAUCAGGUUUAUUUUCUAGGGUUUAUAACUGGUUUGUAGAGUCCAAAUCAAAUUGGUUUAAUGCUGGGUGGUUCGAAGACAAGUCAACUACAACGACUACACCUUUUCCUCCUUCAACUUCGACAGGAAAUUGGUUUGAAUUAUUCCUCGAUUCUGAAGAUACCGAUAGUUCAAAUGUAGCUAAUGAGAAGAUAAAAAAAUCUGCAAAAAAAUCUCUCAAGAAAACGUACAAAGGCUACCAAUUACUAAGAACAUACCCAGACUUGCAAUGGAAACUGCAUUCGUUAUUAGAUUUACAGGAAGAAGCUGAAGGGUCCGGUUUAAUGUGGUGGACUUCUCCAUCUCUCAACGGGUCAACUGAUUUGCUCGUUCCGCCCGACUUACUGACAGAUAUAAAAAAUCAUUUAAAAUCUUCUAAAAUAGAAUUUGACGUUGUUAUUUGGGAUUUACAGAAAGCGAUUGCGUAUGAAAACCCAAAGCUUUCAAAGAAACAACGUCUUGAGCUAGAGCAAUUACGUGGUCAUCCUAUGACGUGGAGACGAUAUCACCGCUACGCCGAUAUAUUGAGGUAUCUCGAAUACCUACAACACUCAUAUUCUGAUAUCGUUGAACUGGUACCGCUGGGUCUCUCUUCAGAAGCAUUACCAUUAGUGGCGGUUAAGGUAUCUAUUCCAAAAAACGAAUCGCAAACAGACCACAAUAACGUAUCUCAUAAAAAGAAAUGGAAGUUAAAAUCACACAUGAAACCAGCCAUCUGGUUGGAUGGUGGCGCUCACGCGAGGGAAUGGAUAUCACCCGCAGUUGUUACGUGGAUGUUACAUAACUUAAUAGAAGGUGAGAAAGGGUUAGGUGCUGAUCGUGAAAUACUGAAUGUAGCCGACUUUUAUAUCAUGCCGAUGAUAAAUCCUGAUGGCUACGAGCAUUCGCAUACACACGAUCGACUUUGGAAAAAAACACGUUCACGAAGCCCUGACCAUUCGGAUGAUUACUACGUCGGUUGGUUUCCUUGGAACUGGGGCCGUACGGAAUGUGUAGGUGUAGACGCAGAUCGUAAUUGGGAUUACCACUGGGGUGAAAAGGACACAUCAAACGACCCUUGCGCGGAAAAUUACGCCGGUCCCCACCCAUUCAGCGAGCCAGAGACAAGGGCUGUUUCGGAAUUCUUGGCAGAACACAGAGGGCAAAUAAAGGUUUAUAUAUCUUUGCACGCAUACUCGCAAGCUUGGCUCCUUCCAAGCUCUCACGUUCACGCAACGUUUGCUGAUAAUGAAAUGUUAUUGGAGAUGGGUAAGCUUGCAACGGCUGCUCUUGCUGACAUGUAUGGGACCAAAUAUCAGGUAGGAACAGCUGCGGAACUCCGACAGCCAGCUUCAGGGAUGUCCCACGAUUGGGCAAAAGCACGAGCUGGAAUCAAAUUCUCUUAUCACGUUGACCUUAGAGACUCUUUUGGACCGUAUGGUUUUCUACUGCCAGGGUCACAAAUAGUGUCUACAGCCCGCGAGACUUGGCAGGCUGUGAGAACAAUUGUAGAUAAUCUAUCCGAUCUUAAAUAA